This is a messenger RNA of Prunus armeniaca (apricot), 288 nucleotides long. The record is from the annotation of a GenBank genome assembly. NCBI's taxonomy places the organism in Eukaryota, Viridiplantae, Streptophyta, Magnoliopsida, Rosales, Rosaceae.
AUGAAUUUGGUGGUUCAUACCGCUCGUCACCCUGAACUCAGGGAUUAUAUCCAUUCUGCUGUCUCGGGACUUCAUCCUUUCAUCCAAAAGGGUCUGGUGGAGAGAGUAGCAGUUAUUUUCUUUAACAGUGAUAGCAUCCCAGUGGGAAGAUUUAUGUUUAAGCUCACUGUGAAUCAGUCUUAUGGCUCAAGGGUGGAAGAAGCUGACCUGGAGUUCUCUCUAAGGUCGUUUUUUAUCAAGCUUCCUUUCUCAGAAUCCCUUACGCGGGUUCUUCCCCGGGGUAAGUAG